Molecule: messenger RNA, 774 nt
Organism: Nicotiana attenuata
Lineage: Eukaryota; Viridiplantae; Streptophyta; Magnoliopsida; Solanales; Solanaceae
Exons: 2
Coding region: 1-774 (257 amino acids)
Source: RefSeq, a predicted model, not a curated record
AUGGACCUCGAUAUUAUGAUGAAGAGGAAGAAGAGGACUGCACGAGGUCGACCGAGGAUCGGGUGGGGAGCCUUGACUAAGGAUAAAGCUCAGGAGUUGGAAGGGAGGCUAUCGGCUGUGGGAGCCUGGAGGAGUAGUGAGGACGCGAGAAUUAUGUGGUCCACAACAGCAGAUUAUAUAUGGGAGGCAGCGAGAGAGGUAUGGGGAGUCUCGAAGGGUUUCGCUGGCGGGCACAAAGGCGACUGGUGGUGGAAUGAAGUGGUCCAAGGUAAAGUGGAAGCAAAGAAGGCGGCAUACCUGAAGCUAGUAGGGAGCACAUGCGAGGUUGAGAAGAGUGCGAAUAGGGAGAGGUAUAAAGUAGCUAGGAAGGAGGCAAAACUGGUGGUCACAGAGGCUAAGACUGCGGCUUUUAGUCGUCUGUACGAGGAUCUAGGGGCCAAAGGCGGGGAGAAGAAGUUAUUCCAGCUGGCUAAGGCGAGGGAGAGGAAGGCUCGGGAUCUGGACCAAGUGAGGUGCAUCAGAGACGAGGGCGGGGAUCAGGAUAUUGUGCUAGGAGAGUUGGGGCAUUCUGAUAGCCAUCGCGAUUUUGGGUACUGUAGGCGCGUCAAGGUUGGGGAGGUCAUGGGAGCUAUGCGUAAGAUGAGCAGGGACAGAGGUACCGCGCCCGACGAGAUCCCGGUAGAAUUUUGGAGGUGUGUGGGUAGAGCAGGUUUGGAGUGGCUGACAGGGUUAUUUAAUGUUAUUUUCAAUAUGAAGAAGAUGUCGGACGAGUAG